AGAGAUGCACCUCUCUGGCAGCCAGAGGACAGCUGGGGGGAGAUCCGAGAGAGUCCUCCCUGCUCAGCACGACUCCGUGUCCUGCCCGGCACCGUGCGGGGCUCAGACCCAGAAGGAUCAGAGGCAGCUCCAGAGGAGAAGUUGUGUUUGCAACAGGGGAAGGAACACCUGGGCAGGAGCUGAUCUAGGAAGUGCUUGUUCUCUACGGGAACGGUGACUCCAAGGGGUGGAAGAUGCUGGAUAAGGCCACUCUGCUCCUGUUCCUGCAUUUAGUUGCAUGCUCCAUCUCCUCUCCUCUCUACCCAGCUUUCAGGUACAGUCCAGGGCCAGUUGCUGGCAAGGCCACGAGCUUCCAGCUCCAGCACAGCAGCCCACUGCAGAGCCAGAACCCCUCAGCAGAGGAGCAGGAGGAGGAGGGUUUGUUAGCAGACCCCACUGGGAAAAGGGUGCAGCGCCAUGCCGAUGCCAUAUUCACCGACAACUACCGGAAAUUCCUGGGGCAGAUUUCCGCCCGCAAAUUCCUACAGACCAUCAUUGGCAAACGGCUCGGAAGCAGCGGGAGCAGCCCAGGAGAGGGGGUGCAGGAGUUCCUGACAAGGCGCCAGUCUGGCAGCAUCCUGAUGGACAGCAGCUUCCAGCACCACAUGGUCCUGAGGGACUUCCUGGGAGCCAUCCUGCAGAACCAGAGGCCUCAGGACAUGGACAGCAGUCGGUUAGAAGGCUUUCCCAGCACCCUGGCUAAGCUCAUGUAAAUACUUCUGCCUUUUCCAUCUCCCCACGCUCUGAAUAAUUCAGAGCUCGUGGACCUGAUGUACAGUGAGCCCUUCACAGCAGGGAAGACAUUGCCAGAUGUGAGCUGCAAACUGAUGCAUACACUCCUCAGACGUGAUCAAAGGAAUGCAGUGCUGAUGCACUACUUAAUUUCCUUCAGUCUUUACAGUUUAACUCCCCUCUCUAAAUACUGCUCCGUACUGAAUCAGAAAAACCCACCUCUGUGGUUUAACCUCAGGCUGCUUUACACACAGACUAAAACAACCCAUACACUUGUAAUCCUGGGGACAUUCUAUCUACUAAUUAAGGCUUUCAAAUCACAAAGUGUAGCAAAAUUUCUGCCAAGUCAUCAUUCUGUUUGAGGGCCUGAUUAACAAACAUGAGGCCACCAAAAGGCACCUUUAGGCAACUUAGUAAAUUGAUUACAGGCUUCUCUAAAUACAUGCUGAUGGCACAACCACACACAGAGCUCGGAUCAGAGCGAGGUGAGACAUGAAUCCACACGUCUCCCACCCAUCAGAAACACUGCUGUGGGCUGCUGCUGCCUCACUCCCUGACACAGAGCCCUGGCAGCAAAACUGAGCUCUAAAAACCUCAGCUAUGGUUAAUGCUCAGCCUUGAGGUGUUCAAACCAAAGCUACAGCUCUGUGAGAGUUCAAGGAGAUCCCUGUGCAUCAGAUUGGGCUGUCACUAUGUUUUAACUCAACGUCCUGUUGAGUGCCACCCCAUGGCUCUGAACUCCACUGUGACUAGAUAUGACUGUAAAUGUUUUCAAAGGAGUAACUUAUUUACCCAGUGAUGUCAAACAGCUACUUCCCCCCUGUCACCCCAAUUCUCCUAUUGUUUGUGUAAGAAUUAUGUCUUCAGAAAUGUAAAUAACAUCAGGAUGGGGUCUGCUUUCCCUCCAUUAGCAGGAAAUAAAAGUUGUUCUAAAUAAACCUGUCCAACAGCAGGUCAAGAUGCUCUUUUGUUGAGAAGUUAGUUUCUUGAUUUUGGGCCCAGAAUGGAAGAUGCUUCUCAAAGACAGUGGUCAAGUGCACUGAGGGUGACUCAGAGCUGGGCUAACAAAGGCAGGAGCUCCAAUACCAUUAACACCACCAGGCUGGAAAUACAGUGACAUGCACACGUGCAUUAAGGCCUCUGAAAUCAUUCCUCCUUGCACUCAAGCAAUUCCCUGACAGUCUGCAGUAGGUACCAUCUCAUUUUUCCUCAGGUGACUGUGUUUUAGGACAGCAAGCUCCAGUAUGUUUGAAGAUUAGUUCAUAC
Messenger RNA from Corapipo altera (White-ruffed manakin), 2037 nucleotides. RefSeq names its product growth hormone releasing hormone (gene GHRH). The transcript has 7 exons. Gene Ontology annotation, biological process: positive regulation of growth hormone secretion; adenylate cyclase-activating G protein-coupled receptor signaling pathway; positive regulation of cell population proliferation. Lineage: Eukaryota; Metazoa; Chordata; Aves; Passeriformes; Pipridae. Gene Ontology annotation, cellular component: extracellular region; perikaryon; terminal bouton. Gene Ontology annotation, molecular function: peptide hormone receptor binding; growth hormone-releasing hormone receptor binding; growth hormone-releasing hormone activity. Bases 234 to 752 code for a protein of 172 amino acids. The record is from RefSeq and is a predicted model, not a curated record.